This is a messenger RNA of Pelodiscus sinensis (Chinese soft-shelled turtle), 3901 nucleotides long. The record is from RefSeq and is a predicted model, not a curated record. NCBI's taxonomy places the organism in Eukaryota, Metazoa, Chordata, Testudines, Trionychidae.
GCAAGGUCUUGGUGGGGAGACCCCUUGACAGUUGGGGGGGGGCAAAGGAGGCAAUUUCCCUGGGGCUUGGACAUUGAAACGGUCUUGGAGCGCUUCAGUGCCAUUCCACGAGGCUUUGAAGGCAGAGGGAGGGAACCAGUAUCCCAGUCCGACUGGUGCUAAGGGCUGAUUGCACCCACGGAAGAGGUGGGGGCGAGCAGUGCUGAUCCCCCGUCCCUUCCCUUGCCCUGAAGCCCGCUGUGGCUGUCGGCUCCACUUGGUGCAGGAACGUGCUGGGUGGGGGAGUCUGGCUGGGCGAGAGAGUGCAGGAGCGGGUUGGAGGUGUGGGGUCUCAGCAGGGGGCAUGCGUGAGGGGGGAAAGCAGUGCAGGGUCCAGGGAUAAGGGGGAUGGUAGGGUGCUUACUUGGCUUCAUGCCCCCUUUGUGCCCAUAUGCCCAGUCAUGCCUCCGCUGCUCUCAUUGUCUGCAGUUCUGGUCAAUGGAAGCAGCGGGGAAGGCCUCCAGGCAGCAGGUACAGCUCCUAGAUGAGGGACUACAGUGCUCCACACGCUGCCCUCCCCCUGAGCACCAACUCCACUCUACCAUUGGCUCUUUCCUGGCCAAUGGGAAGUGGGGUGAAUGGUGCCUGUGUGUGCGUAGAGCACGUUGCACACCUUUGUCUAGAAGUCAGACCUGCUACUGACUGCUUCCAGGAUAUAGUGUGGUCCCAGGUGCUAGAACAGGCAAGAAGCUGGCCUUAGGAUCCCUGCUGCUCUGCUGACAGAGUCGCUGUAGGUAAGCCUGUGCCCAACCCAGUGCCCCAAUUCCCUGCUCCAGUCCUGAGCCCUUUCCUUCACCCCAAAUCCUUUUUUCUCAGCCCCACUGAGCCCAACUCUAGUCAAAAGGUAUAAUUAUGUUGGGUCACAGACAUCAACAAUUUUCUUCCAAGUUGUGAGAAAAAAAAAUUGAAAACCACUGCUCUAAAGGUCUGUUCCUACAGGCACUACAUUUAGGAGCAAGUCUCCCAACCUAGGUUCAUAGCACCCCUUGGCUUGACUGACCCAGACAGAGACUCAACCUGAAGGCAACCUAUGCACAGCUAUUUUUAGGAUGCUAAUACAAGCCCCGCUGGCACAAGUCUGAGACUCCCAUCCCAGAGCCACAGUCUCCAAAGCAGAACACACAUAACGGCUGGUCGUUUGCUGAUAAGAAAAUUAAUUGCAGAAAAACUGUUGAUACCUUGGAAUGAAAUACACUUGCAAAGAACAUCAAAAGGGAAGCCUUUCCUGGUGAACGACAUACUCAGUGUUCAUCCCAAUUUUAAUUUUAAUGUUUCUCAUCAAGGGGAUUAUGCAGUUCUUGCCUCUGAGCCUGAGCUUCAAGUUGGCAUUGAUAUAAUGAAGACUGAUUUGCCAGGUAGUGGUUCAGUUCCAGAUUUCUUUCGUAUUAUGAAACGACAGUUUACAGAAACAGAGUGGAGGGUAAUCAAGUCUAUGAAUAAUGAAAGGCUUCAGCUAGAUAUGUUUUAUAGACAUUGGGCACUAAAGGAAAGCUUUAUAAAGGCCAUUGGGGUUGGAAUAGGCUUUAACCUGCAAAGGAUUGAAUUUCAUGCCUCCCCAUUGCACCUGGAAGUAGGGAAGGUAUACACAGAGACAAAAAUGGUGUUGGAUGAAGACAAAGAAGAAGGGUGGACUUUUGAGGAAACCCGGUUGGAUGAUCUCCAUCAUAUUGCUGUAGCUCUGGGGAAACCAGAAGUAUUUGGACAGAAGGAUUCUAAUGUUCUUCCUAAAGACCCAACCCAGACACAGUUCCAGAUUUUGACUUUUGAUGAUUUAGUUGCCUCUGGUGUUCCUAUAGCACCUGAAGACCCUGCUUAUUGGGAUAACUUUUGUUCCAAGCAGGAGUGCCCAGCACGACAGAAUACUCAUUCAAGAUAAGAUUAUGUUGACAAGAGAAGAAACUGAAAUCUUUUAAAGACCACCUAUUGUUCCUUUGCAACACUUAAUUUGAGUGUAUAUAUACAUUUCCCCUAUGAGACCAAUAUUGGGUUUCUCAGCAUUGCAAAGCUGCCACCUUUUACCCUCUGUCCCAUGUGCUGAGAUCAUUCUAGGCUAAAGAAACUGUGAAGUGAAAGAUCUAAGUUGACCCUGCACCUUUUCUUUUAUUGUGUAAUUUGCCUCUACCUCAGUGUGAAUCUCAUAUCUCCAUGAGUGCCACCUGCAAAUAGCAUGAACACCGUUUCAUUAAUGCUGCUUUUGAUGAGCAAAAAGUGUUUAAUAUUUAAAGAAAAUGUGUUUUCAUACUUAAUUUAUGCUGCUGUUUAAAUUAUAUUAUUGCCUCUCUCAUAUAAUAUAUAGGUUUCUUGUCUCUCGUUUAGAUAUGAUUCUUCAGAAGUGGAUACAUGCCCAGUAGUAAUUCUGCAUUUGCAACUCUGUUUUCUUCAUUUCUGGAGACCCCAAUUUUUAAAUACAUAAGCACUGUCUGCCCUUUUCCAAACAGAGCUAGAGCUGGUGGUGUAGAGUAUUAUAUUGUCAUAUAGACUUCAGAGGGACUUAGGAGAGAGCAAUAGGUGCUCAAAAACAAUUUUAGACUAUUUAUCGUGUUCUUUUCAAAGAAUACUUUUUCCCAUUGUAUAUCCUUUAUUUUGUUCAAGGAAGUCUGGAUACGUGAGGUCAUCUGAAAGGUUCAGGGAAUAGACAUUGAGCAGAAUCAUUACCUCAGAAUAAAAGACUCAAUUCUCUUCCCCUUGUAGUCAAACAAAAUUCAUGUUGACUUCUGUGAGAGCAGGAUUGUGCCAUUUGGCUGUUGCCCUGCAUUCUGACUAGGUGAAAACCUGCUUGUAUUAUAACCUUUAAACUUGCACCUCUGAUGUUAAAUAGGAUUUGAGGCAGGAAGAAAAUGGGUUUUACAGACUUACAUGAGCUCUCAUGCUGCUGGUGCAGAUAAUCACUUUCUCACACUCAAAUAAUACAUGUUACAAUCAUCUUUUUUGCCUGCUUUUACAACAAACUUUUUUGUUGCAUUUGUCUCAGAAGUUCCCUGGAGCUUCUUAUAUUGCUAAAUUGCACAUUAAGCAUACUUUUCAUUAAAAGCUGGACAAAGCACUGAAGUAGAAAAUCCCUUCUUCAGGCUCCACGGGGGUUAAAUUAGAUGAUUCAUUAACUCCAAAUUCAAGGUUAUGUAAAGGUAGAACAACUCCUGUGCCCUUGGUUGGUAACAUAUUCCAGACCUAUUUCAUGCACUAAAAUAACUUGAAUUAAAAUCAAAUAACAGCUAAAAAGAGACAUGUAAUAACAAAUAUUGUCUCCCAGGAUAAGUAGUAUAAUUACCCUUGUGCUGUUACCUGUGAACAAUUAUUAUAACUAUACUUCCAUUUUCCUCAUUAAGUUGAUGUAUUCCUGAAAGUCAUUUUACUUGCUAAAACUGUAUCUUCAUAUAUGAACAUUCACAUAUGUAGGAAUAUUUAACAUAGUUUAAGAACUGAGAGAACUGAAAACUGCAAUUAAUGGUAAAUGAAAAUAAUCUGUUAGUCAAAAAGUAUAGUGCUUUUUUACCUUUUUGAGCAUUGAUUAUAUUUGAAAUAAAACAUGAGAAAUACUCAUCGUAGCAGUUCCAGUAGUAGUGUCUGUUGUUUUCAUGUAACAUUCCUGGGUCUGUUCUGAAGAAAACUGGAUUAAUAGUGUUAAAGACACAUACUUUUAAAUUGAGCUAUUAAUUAAUAAAUAAUUGCUUAAUGCUCUGUCAAUCAUUACAGCUUUACCUUGUAGGUAGGAAUAAAACUGAAAAUUAUGAAUUUCUAGUACUGAAAGUAGGGUGACUAUUGGAUCUUGGUUUAGGAGUCCCCUAAUGGCCAAAGUUGUUCUGUUCAAAAUUAAGGCAAAUUUCUUAAUGGAGAAAUCCAGUAUUAAAUCAGUUGUACCCUG